AUGAGGCUACCAACAACCGAAGAUACUAGGAGGCUAUUGGAUCAGAACGAAGCUCGUGGUUUUCCAGGAAUGCUUGGGAGCCUCGAUUGCACCCAUUGGGAGUGGAGGUUAUGUCCCACCGAAGAAGCAGGCCGACACGUGGGACACGUUAAGAAACCAAAUCUUGUUUUACAGGCAGUUGUUUCAUACGAUAGAUGGUUCUGGCACUGUUAUUUUGGCGAGACGGGGGCCGACAACGACCUGAAUGUGUUUGCGCAGUCGAGAUUAUUUGAUAGGAACAAUGAUGCCUUAGCCCCUCCUUGCAAUUUUAGCAUCAACGGUCACGAGUACGAGCAUGAAUACUAUUUGGUGGACGACAUCUACAAUGAAAUGCCGGGGGUGGUCCAUAGCUAUAAGAGACGCGAGAUUAUGCUGCUGGUCCAUAAGAAAUUUAAUGAAUACCACCACGCAAAGAGGAAGGGCGUGGAGCGUGUUUUUGGUGGUCUUAAGUCCAAAUGGGGUAUAAUUAGGAAUCCUUGUCGUUACUAG
Papaver somniferum (opium poppy) is the source of this 528-nucleotide messenger RNA. RefSeq lists its product as uncharacterized. The transcript has a single exon. NCBI's taxonomy places the organism in Eukaryota, Viridiplantae, Streptophyta, Magnoliopsida, Ranunculales, Papaveraceae. The record is from RefSeq and is a predicted model, not a curated record. Bases 1 to 528 code for a protein of 175 amino acids.